This is a messenger RNA of Caenorhabditis briggsae, 468 nucleotides long. The transcript has 3 exons. Bases 1 to 468 code for a protein of 155 amino acids. Lineage: Eukaryota; Metazoa; Nematoda; Chromadorea; Rhabditida; Rhabditidae. The record is from RefSeq and is a predicted model, not a curated record.
AUGAUGAAUCUCGAUGACAAAUCACAAUAUUUUGGUUUAAAAAACGUGAGAGAUUACUUGGAAUCUCUCAUCUUGACAUGGCGACCACUCGACCUACCACCGCCGUCAGCUCCAGCAGCAGUGGAAAGUUGCGGAGCCAAAUUGGACAAACCAAAAGGAGAAUUUCGGAGCACUUGUUGGACAAAGUACCCGGAACGGAUUCAAUCAAUGGCUACAAUGCUGAAGAUACAUACGACUCCCUCCAGAAAUCCCCAGAAUCUCAGAAUCUCAGAAUCUCAGAAUCUAAGAAUCUCAGAAUCUCAGAAUCUUAGAAUCUCAGAAUCACAGAAUCUCAGAAUCCCUCUAAACUUUCUAUCCGUUCCACUUUACGAUUUCUCAGAAAUGUUCCUCUUCAAAUUAAAGUUCGUCCAAUCUCCAAACCGUCACCGGGAGUGUCGUGACCGACCAGUUGUUAGAAAUAGACUCUAG